AUGGGGAACGGCGUCAAAAUAUACGUGGAUGUCUUUCGUCCUGAGGGUGCGACAGAAAAGCUAUCAGUCAUUUUUACAUUCAGUCCCUACGGAAAACAUGGCCUGAAAACCUUUGAGAUCUUCCCUGGAGCCGACGUUCCCAAAGCGUUGAUUUCCAAAUAUGCUGUCUGGGAAAGCAUUGAUUUUGUGGUUUGGACUGAGAUAGGAUAUGCCGUGAUCAAUGGUGAUUGUCGCGGCUCAUGGGGAUCCGAAGGUGAUCAGGAAGUUUUCAGCUUACAGGAGAGCGAAGAUGGCCAUGAUUGCAUUGAAUGGGCAGGCAAACUACCUUGGUCUAACGGGAAAGUUGGUAUGAUUGGUGUUUCCUACUUGGCUAUUGUACAAUGGGGCAUUACGGCGCAGAAACCGCCACAUCUGGCAGCCUUUUGCCCCUGGGAGAGGUUCACCGACUUCUACCGUGAUUAUACCCACCAUGGUGGCUUUCCGGACGGAAACCAAUGUGCCUAUCGGAACCUGAGCAAGAUUAUCGCACCGGCUUAUAUUGUCGCGGACUGGGGUGACCAUAGCAUGCAUACCGGAGGCACUUUGAACGGCUUCAUGGGUAUCAGCUCGAAGGAGAAAUGGCUUGAAGUGCAUGGACGCAAAAAAUGGAGAUACUUUUUUGAACAGGAAAGCGUUGCAAGCCAGGAUGCUUUCUUUAAAAAAUACCUAAAGGGCGAAGCAAGUGAGAUCGAUCGUCUCCCCCGUGUGCGCUUAGAGAUUCGGGAUCGUGCUUACGAAUCGACCGUGCAGGAUGACUGUGUUCGCUUUUACCACAAUUUCAACGAGGACACCGGUCUCACGGGAAACAUGUGA
Talaromyces amestolkiae is the source of this 852-nucleotide messenger RNA. RefSeq lists its product as uncharacterized. The transcript is spliced from 3 exons. Gene Ontology annotation, molecular function: hydrolase activity. Bases 1 to 852 code for a protein of 283 amino acids. Lineage: Eukaryota; Fungi; Ascomycota; Eurotiomycetes; Eurotiales; Trichocomaceae. The record is from RefSeq and is a predicted model, not a curated record.